Molecule: messenger RNA, 1278 nt
Organism: Fonsecaea multimorphosa CBS 102226
Lineage: Eukaryota; Fungi; Ascomycota; Eurotiomycetes; Chaetothyriales; Herpotrichiellaceae
Exons: 4
Coding region: 1-1278 (425 amino acids)
Source: RefSeq, a predicted model, not a curated record
AUGGCAGACGACACAGAGGUGACCCAGCCGCCUUCGCAUGCGCGCUCUACCCCGCCAAAUGGCCAACCCACCAGCCCUUACAACCACCACCACAACUCUCAUCACCACCACCAUCAACAACACCACCCGCAUACUCAGAAUAGCGCCCCUUCUCCUCCCCCUUCCGCCGCCGCUAAUUACGGCGCUCAAGAGGCCACCUUCGUCCGGCCAUCAGACCUGCUACGUCCCAAGGCUGUUCCUCGCAACAUACCCCCUCCUGCCCCUCCGAAAGCAGACCGUCCUAUAGAUAGAGAUGAAAGAGCCGGCUUGCAGGCAAUACGGGACUUCCUUCGAGCGCGCAAAUGCUAUGAUGUGCUACCUUUGAGCUUCCGCCUGAUCGAGCUAGAUGUCGGCCUCACGGUCAAGGAGAGCUUACAGAUCAUGGUCCAGUGUGGCAUUGUCUCCGCACCGCUAUGGGACUCGAAUACUUCCACUUACGCUGGCCUCUUAACCGUCAAUGACUACCUCAACGUUGUCAGGUACUACAACGUCCACGCCGAUAAGCUGAAAGAUGUGGAUAAAUUGCUACUCAGCGAUCUGAAAGAUCUCGAGAAAGUCCUCAACGUCAAACCUCCCGAAACAGUCUCCGCCUCGCCAGAAGCUAUCCUCUACGAUGCUCUCCGCAAACAACUUGUUUCGCGCGCUCGUCGAAUACCCUUGGUCAGCUAUGAUAGCGACACCCAGCGCACCAUGGUCACUUCAGUGAUCACCCAAUACCGUAUCCUGAAAUUCAUCUCUAUGAACGUCAAAGAGACAGACAUGCUGAGAAAGCCCCUCGAGAUGAUAAAACUGGGCACGUAUACCGGCAUUGUGAGGUGUAGUAUGGACACCACGGUAUUGGAUGUGGUUGAUGAGAUGGUCACCAAGAACAUCAGUAGUGUGCCGGUUGUUACAACGGAGGGCAUGCUCCUGAACGUCUUCGAAGCUGUUGACGUGAUUGAGAUCCUCAAAUCCGGCGACUACGGCAACUUGACUUGGACUGUAGGCAAAGCUCUCAGUUGCCGCUCACCUAACCACCCAGGUAUAUACUGCUGCUCACUCGAGGACGGGUUAGACACCAUCUUCGAAACAAUCAAGAAGUCCAGGGUCCACAGGUUGAUGGUGGUGGACGAGCAGAAUUACCUCAAAGGAGUGCUGAGUCUGAGUGACAUUCUGCACUAUCUGCUUGUAGACGGCUCCGAGGAGAAAGACGGUGCUGGGCACGGGCAUCUCAGCGCCGAGAAGAUUUACGGCGCAUGA